UUACAGGGGUACCAACUGGCCGCUCCUCCCUAACAGACGGUUUUGUUGAGUUAGCUUCUUUUUUUCUUCUUCUUCUUCUUUUUUGGCCCCACUUCCUACGAGAGAAACUGCUUGAAUGAGGAAGAAGAAAGGAGUCCGGGGUGGGGGGGGGGGUCCUCUGAAGGUGCCUUCACCAUCCUCAUUAGCCUCCUGAGCUGGGUUGAGGACUGAAGCUACAAGUCUCCUGUGGUCGCUGGGGCUAGAGCUUGACUCUGGAGAGAGGAAAGGAAGAAUGGAAGCCUGGUGAAGAGGCAGAGUUUAGAAGCCUGAGGGAGCUCAGUCCUGGCAGCACCACCACUGAAUUCCUGGUGGUGGGAGGAUGUGGCCCCUGGACCCAGCCCAGAAAGAGGUGCUGAGGUUUGCAAUCAGCUGCCGUGUCCUCACUCUGGUGCUGCAGGCUCUCUUCAAUGCCAUCAUCCCAGAUCACCAUGCAGAAGCCUUCUCUCCUCCUCGCCUCACCCCCUCAGGCUCUGUGGACCAACUUGUGGAGGGUCUCUUGGGUGGCCUGUCGCACUGGGAUGCUGAGCACUUCCUGUUCAUUGCUGAGCACGGCUACCUGUAUGAGCACAACUUUGCGUUCUUCCCUGGUUUCCCCCUGGCCCUGUUGGUGGGGACUGAACUGCUGAGCCCUCUGUGGGGGUUACUGAGCCUGCGGAGUUGCCUGUUAAUCUCAGUAGCAUUGCUCAAUUCCUUGUUCUCCGUGCUGGCUGCAGUCGCACUUCAUGACCUGGGCUGUCUGGUUUUGCACUGUCCCCACCAGGCCUUUUAUGGAGCGCUGCUUUUCUGUCUCAGCCCCGCCAAUGUCUUCCUGGCAGCUGGUUACUCAGAAGCUUUGUUUGCCCUCCUGACGUUCAGUGCCAUGGGGCAGCUGGAAAGGGGCCGAAGCUGGACUAGUGGACUCCUCUUUGCCUUUGCCACUGCUGUGCGCUCCAAUGGACUGGUCAACGUGGGCUUCCUCGUGCAUUCUCAGUGCCGAGGCUUUUUCUCUUCUUUCAUGGUGCUGAAUCCUCUGAGACAGCUCUUGAAGCUAAUGGGCUCUGUGUUCCUUUCAGUGCUCGCACUUGGCUUUCCCUUUGCCCUCUUUCAGUAUUAUGCCUAUACCCAGUUCUGUCUGCCAGGCCCAGCCCACCCCAUCCCUAAGCCCCUGGUGCAGUUAGCUGUGGACAAGGGCUACCGGACCACAGAGGGAAAUGAGCCGCCUUGGUGCUCCUGGGACAUUCCCCUAAUAUACAGCUACAUCCAGGACAUCUACUGGAAUGUUGGCUUUUUGAGAUACUAUGAGCUCAAGCAGUUGCCCAAUUUUCUGCUGGCUGCACCAGUGGCUACACUGGUUGCCUGGGCAACUUGGACGUAUGUGACCACUCACCCUUGGCUCUGCCUUACACUUGGCAUGCGAAGGAGCAAGAACAAUAAGACCCUAGACAAGCCUGAUCCUGGAUUCCUCAGUCCUCGGGUGUUCGUGUACCUGGUGCACGCCGUAGUGCUGCUGCUGUUUGGCGGUCUGUGCAUGCAUGUUCAGGUUCUCACCAGGUUUUUGGGCUCCUCCACUCCUAUUGUGUACUGGUUUCCAGCUCACUUGCUUCAGGAUCAAGAGCCGCUGCUGCGAUCUCUAGAGACUGUGCCUUGGAAGCCUCUUGCAGCGGACUCCCCACCGGGACAAAAGGUCCCCAGAAAUUAUAUCAUGGGACUUUUAUACAACUGGAAAACCUGUUCUUUAGUCACACGAUGCAUUCUAGGCUACUUCCUGACUUACUGGCUCCUGGGACUACUCCUACAUUGCAACUUCCUGCCUUGGACAUGACCUGGAGUCUCAGGGGACAGGCUUGAAGCAGACUUAACCAGGGGUCUGGAAGUACGAAUACACACUGGGCCUGCCUGUCCUGUCCUGGGAUCCUUAGUCUGUCCUCUCUCUUUCUCUUUGGAGGUUGGUUAGGAAUGGGAGAAGUAUGAGCCACUAGAGAGCCCCUUCUGGUCCUGUCUGUGGCAAAUUUUAGAGUAGUAACUAUUUUCUCUGUACGUGAAGAAAUCUUAUUCCAAGUCUGAAGUGCACCUGGAGUUGUCUCAUCAACCAAGCAUAGCAGAGACAGUCUUCACCUUGCCACUGACCCAAACAUAAAUUUAAAUGUAAAUUACUUAAAUGUAAAUUUCGUAGGUCAUAGUCCACACACGAUGCCGGAGGCCUGAACAGUAUGGCGGCAGUAGUAAGUAAAGGGGGACCAUCUUUUCUAAAUGGGACAUUGUUUCUGAUGAUUUUUUUCAUGAUUUGUUCAUUUAUUUAUAUGAAAAAUCUUACAAAGAUAUGCAAAUUAAACAACUUUCGGUUAUACAUGCAA
Molecule: messenger RNA, 2372 nt
Organism: Ceratotherium simum simum (southern white rhinoceros)
Lineage: Eukaryota; Metazoa; Chordata; Mammalia; Perissodactyla; Rhinocerotidae
Source: RefSeq, a predicted model, not a curated record